Molecule: messenger RNA, 653 nt
Organism: Verticillium alfalfae VaMs.102
Lineage: Eukaryota; Fungi; Ascomycota; Sordariomycetes; Glomerellales; Plectosphaerellaceae
Product: progesterone binding protein
Exons: 4
Coding region: 200-565 (121 amino acids)
Cellular component (GO): membrane; endomembrane system
Source: RefSeq, a predicted model, not a curated record
GCGGGGAUUUCAUCCUGGUGAUGCCCUUCAUUGCACUCUACCUUACCUACCUUACCCCAACUUUUACUGUCUAAGCUCAUUCUCGCCUGGCCUUCGCAGUGUAGAGGUCGGCGCUCUUGGAACUCAUCUUCAGAGGCAGAAGUCCUGUCUCAGCUCGUCACACAAGCCUCAACCCCCACCUUGACCGGCGUUCCUCAAGAUGGCCGGCAGAUUCGAGCCAAAGGUGCCAGUCACCCUUGCCCCUCCCAAGGAUGACCCGAUCACCCUGGAGGAGCUUGCCGCGGCAAAUGGAGUUGAUGGUGGAAAGUGCUACGUCGCCAUCAAGGGCAAAGUCUACGACGUGACCGGAAAUAAGGCAUACCAGCAAGGGGGUUCUUACAAUGUCUUCGCCGGAAAGGAUGCUUCUCGCGCCCUGGGGAAGACUUCGACCAAAAUUGAGGAUGUCAGGCCCGAGUGGCAUGACCUGGACGACAAGGAGAAGUCGACGCUAGAUGACUGGAACACGUACUUUUCGAAGCGCUACAACGUUGUGGGCUACGUCGUUGGAGCAACUAACAAAGAGUGAUAGUGAAUCAUGGCCAUUUUUCAUGCAGAAUGUGUGGUGUGAUCUGAGUAGCAGUACGCUCAUAUUGAAUAGAUGAAACUCUACUGCG